Strongyloides ratti is the source of this 450-nucleotide messenger RNA. RefSeq lists its product as hypothetical. The coding region runs from base 1 to 450 and encodes 149 amino acids. The record is from RefSeq and is a predicted model, not a curated record. Lineage: Eukaryota; Metazoa; Nematoda; Chromadorea; Rhabditida; Strongyloididae. The transcript has 2 exons.
AUGGAUUAUUCUAUGCUUUAUGGUAAUGGUAUGAAUUAUGGAGGCAUGUUUGGAGGUUAUAAUCCAUAUGCUAGUAUGUUUGGAAACUAUGGUGGAAUGAAUUCUCCUUUCUUUGACUAUAAAAAUUUAUACAAUUCAUGGCCUUUUUAUCAAAAUGGGAUGUUUAAUGAAGGAAUGAAUAAUAUGUAUUCAAAUGGAAUGAUGAAUUCAGUUAAUACAAAUGGAUUAACAUCAAAUAAUAAUAUGUUUGGAGCAACUAUGAUGUCACCUGAAGUUGUACCAAAUACAAGACAUGUUAAUUUUGGUAGUGCUGGUUAUCGUACCACACCAUUAAAUAAAUAUCAAAGUCUUCUAAAAAUGAAAGGAACAACAACAAUGAAUAGUGAUAAUUGCCUUCUAAGUAUGGGAUGUAUAUCAAAUCAAUGGGGGCAAGCAAAAAAAAAAUCAUAA